AAAGGCAUGACUGGACAUGCAGCAUCGAUACCCAGUCAUGCUUCCGACAACUAAGCGUAAGCUUCCUCAACGAUGACGAACAUCCCGCCUUACCCCCAGUCCAUCCCCUUGUCCGUGCCAAGCUCCAGCUCGCAGGCCAUGCAGGAGGCCGAGCUUGUUGCUCUCGUCUUAGCUAUGCGGCUGCAGCCAGGCGCAGCAGCAGGUGCUGGAAGUACGGGAAGAAGAAAAGAAGCAGGUCAUGCAAGCAAAGACUCGAGUGAUGCCGCAGUCGCUUCGGAUCUCGCUGCAGUGGUCCAAGAGCCAGCGGUUGUAGCGGACACUUUGGACCUUUGCCAUCGCAAGAUCGAGAGCGUCCCAGAAGAAGUGGUGCAAAUUCUCAAGGAUGAAAUUGUGCGCUUGGCUCUCGGAUACAAUCUCAUCACGACCCUGCCAGCGUCGUUUUCCCAACUUUCAAGGCUACGCUAUCUCAACGUUCGUGCCAACCUGCUCACCGUCUUUCCAACAGUCGUCACCGAGCUUCCGUGCAUUGAGAUAUUGGACAUCAGUCGGAACAAAGUCCGUUCUAUGCCAGAAGCCCCUGGGCGACUUCUCAAUCUACGCGUUCUUUCCAUUUCCAAUAACCGACUCAAGCGCCUUCCGCACUAUGUCGCGCAGAUGCGGCAUCUCAAGAUUCUCAAAAUUGAGCACAACCCACUUAUAUGGCCACCCCCUCACAUCGCUACGGUGCCCACCAUCACGACUGCUGAAACUGCCGUCGCAGCGGUGGCCGCUGCCUCUCCACCUCCGAAUACGCCGGCAGCUCAGAAAGAGAUGGCAAAAGAGCGCGAGAGGCUACUGGCGACUCGUAGGAAAGCAGAGGAUCGGACCAUGAACGCUUGGAUCAAAGAUCUGCAAAAUUGGAUCGAAGAUCAGACCGCUACUGGUGCGAGGAAACAUCCAAUGGAAGCCAACGAGCUGGAUGCAUUGGAGAGCGAUGUCAUGUCCCUCCCUGUCCCCAAGCCCGAAACUUACACUGCGCCUGUGUUGGAAAAAUCCAUUGCUGCUGCAGAAUUCGACGUGCCAUCAACGUCAGCUGCAACCACAGCUCUCGGUGAAAUGCUGAUCCAAAUGGGAUCUCAAGCUUCGUCGAGAUCGACGACUCCGGCCAGCUCUGAACGCAGGCCUUCGCCACCACCGCCAAGUACGCAGUCCAUACCUGAUCCGGUCCCACCAUUACCAGCCGAAUUUUCGCCCUUGAGCUCGCCAGCUACGGAGCCAACGAGCGUAUUUAAAUCCGAAUCACUACAAGAACCUCGGCAGCCAACGCUGGCGGAGCUAGCGGUUCUCGAGCUUGCUGACCCGCUGCCGCCGCUGCCACCGCCGCCAGCUGCUUUUCGAGGACGCCACAGUCGAGAUGUCUCCAGUAGCUCGUCGGCCUCAUCGGCUAGUCUGUCAAAAUUGUCUGGUAGGCUACCGAAGCGCCAAAAGUCGAGCGAGACUGUUGACAUGAUUGACGGACCGGCUCAAGACACUUCGUCCCCGUGGCAAGCAUUCACGACAAGCACUGAUGGUGAUAUUGGCGACCGAACAGUCAUCGAACAACCUACGCAGCCACUAAUUAUCAAGAAGUUGACGAAUCAAUUGACCUACAGCCAAGAUACAGACCAGAGUGCAUUUGUGUCCCAUUCGCCACCAGCCAGCCUUAACGGCGGCUCGACUUUGCUGCCCUCAGCCACUUUGCGGCACCCCCCAUCUGGCCUGCGCAAACUCAGUUUACCCUCGACUGUUGCUGCGCAGGCUGCAGCUGAGAACUUGGGGACGCCACCACCCUCUUCAUCAUUUGCGGCGGCCACUCCAGAUGCAUCUUACCUGCGUCGGACGCCGGGUGGCAGCACGCAGAUACCGAUUCUUCGCGGCUCGCCAUCGUCAGCGAAUGGCCACUCUGCUUCCGUCGAUGUGGAGCGCAAUAUCUAUUUCAAGCGUCUCUCUUCCAUGCCACGAGCGAUGGCUUCCAAGGCGAUUCCCCCGCCGGUAUUGAUGUUCAUCGAUGCCACACGUGGCCUUCUUUUCGCCUUGUCUCAGAUGCACACCGCACUGAAACAGUACAUCUUCUUCACCCUUGAAGAGCGCAUCUCUAUGCAAUUCAACCGCAUCUUGGAAGUCGCUGGUGGGUCCAUGGCAGGACUCAUUAGAGCGCUCGAUCGUUUCGACUCGCUUUCAAGGAAUGGUAACGCGGAGGCGGGCAUCGUUCGCGCAGUGUUGGCAGCAUGCAAAGAUAGCAUAUCCACGUUUCGACGCGUCGCAUCCGUUUUGCAACUCCAGCUCAAGCCAUUGCAGCAAACUGCCGAUGUGCGAUACAGCCGGACCUUCGUUAUGAUGCUCUACGGUACCAUUGUUGAGCUUAGCAACAGCUGGAAGUCGAUGUCUCCUCAUAUUGAGGCAGUGCAGCCUUUCCUGCAACACUCCGAGGUGCUUACGAUUGGCGACAAGAGAAUGGACAGUGCUCUUUCUCCCAUCGCUGAAGGGAUACCACAGUCUCGUCCGCGGCAUAUAGCGAAUCCUUCCGUCACCAGACCUCAGCGACGGCGCCAUGCUGGCUCUUUCAGCGCGAAAGACGUGGCACAGGGAGCUCUGCUCAACGCAACCGCAACAGCCCCUGCUCAUACGGAGACAUUUGACGUAGACGACAUGGAGCGCGCACGAAAACGAGGUGCAGGGGGUCGCAGCCGACUGGGCAGCGAUGACAUCUCUACUGGUGUCAUGUUUGAGCAAGACAGGCCCUUGGCGACUCGCAGCGCCGAACCAAGAACCUCUGCAUUCACCAUUAGGCAGACCCCAUUUAUGCCAGAGCUCCGACAACACGACAGGAAGGACAGUUCAUCUACCGCACCUAUGUCGGCUUUGGAUGUUUGGCAUACGCCGAUGUCCGCCGUGCGCACGGCGCCCUUGCAGAUGCAGCAAAAGCAAUCGCUAACUCCGCUCAGGAGAGAACUUGCCAGUCCUCUCGAUGAUCAUCUUCUCGAGCUGGUGGACAAGGUAACCAUGACUUCAGCCUCCGUUUGGGCAAGUCUGCUGGGUCGAAGCCUGGAUGAAGAUAUUGCACAUUUCACGUCACGCGACUCUCAGCCCAGUACACCGGCUGCGGAGUCUCAGCCGCCUUCGCUAGGGUCUAAGCUGACGGAGCUACGCGGCAAAUCUACCCAAUGCGACCAACUUACUGGACUGCUGCGUUCCACGCUACAGGAAUGUAGAUCAGCUUUCCAACGGCUGGAAGAUGGCGCCGCGCAUGAGGAGUGCGUUGCGCGGCUCUGGGACGAAUCAAACAGACUUGUCAGGCUCAUCGUCCAAAUCUCGACCCUGAUCAAGGGCAUCUCUGCUGAGUACAGCUUCCAAAAGGAGCUGCUGGGCAGUCUGGGUGCGUUAACCGCUUCGUGCACGGAGUUGAUGAUCCAUAUGCACUUCUUGUCGCCUGAAAAGAUGCGCACUGCAUCUGCAUCUGCGUCGAUAGCGGCAUCAACAGCUGCAGCGGCAGUACAAGCAAUUCGCGGUCCACAUACGGCCCCCACCCAUGUAGCCUAGUGUUUCCGUUGUAUUCUUUCACGAUUUGAUCGUAUGUGAUGCAGUUGCUUGUAUGCUACAAUGCGAUAUUCAUCCGCU
This is a messenger RNA of Tilletiaria anomala UBC 951, 3636 nucleotides long. RefSeq lists its product as uncharacterized. Bases 73 to 3558 code for a protein of 1161 amino acids. Lineage: Eukaryota; Fungi; Basidiomycota; Exobasidiomycetes; Georgefischeriales; Tilletiariaceae. The transcript has 3 exons. The record is from RefSeq and is a predicted model, not a curated record. Gene Ontology annotation, molecular function: protein binding.